Messenger RNA from Exaiptasia diaphana, 4230 nucleotides. RefSeq lists its product as uncharacterized. The coding region runs from base 46 to 3975 and encodes 1309 amino acids. NCBI's taxonomy places the organism in Eukaryota, Metazoa, Cnidaria, Anthozoa, Actiniaria, Aiptasiidae. The record is from RefSeq and is a predicted model, not a curated record. The transcript is spliced from 13 exons. Gene Ontology annotation, molecular function: protein binding.
UACGACGAUCUGUAGGCGUUUAUUUAACGAAAGCGUCGAGGAAAAAUGAGUAAAAAUGAUGUUUUUAAGAGCAAGGAAUUCAGAGAUAAAGAGUCGAAAUUAAGGGAGAAUUUGCGACUAUCGAAUGCUCAAGAACUUAUUGGAGAUUUUGUACGGCUUUUAGAAGAAAAACUCUUCUGUGAUGUGACAUUUACUGUCGAAGAUGUUGAAUUUUCGGCCCAUGUGUCGAUUUUACAAGCUAGAGCUCCCAAAUUCAGCAAGCAUUUUCUACCCAACUUAUCAUCUCCAUCGGUACAGUCUUGUAUAAAUAUACACAAUUUACAGUCAGACAARUUUUCAGGCUUCUUAAGAUCUGUUUAUGCUGAAAAUGUUGUACAAGAUUAUUCUGAGGUCGAUUAUCCUUGGACUGAAAGUCCACUAGUUAAAAACAUGAAGAAUGAAUUUGAGGAUAGUUUGGAUGAUUGUGAAGAUCAUGUACAGAAUAAACAAAGUGAAAAUGAUGAAGUUAGCAAUGCAAAUGACAAUAACUUGCAAACACAGACAAAGUGUUCCUCUAUUGAUGCUUGCUGCAAAAUUGGACAAGAUUUGAUCAACUUAGUAAAUGAUUCUAAAUCAAGUGAUAUUACAUUUACUUUGAAUGAUAAUCAAAAAGUCAAAGCUCACAGGGCAAUACUCUGUGCUAGGUCAAAUUAUUUUUCUGCAAUGCUGUUUGGUGACUGGUCUGAGAAGGAAGCCACUGAAAUUCCUCUCUUAGGGAUAAGCCAUCAAGCCUUUCUGGUUGUAUUAUAUUUUCUGUAUGGUGGAAUUACAAACAUCCCCUUGGAUAAUGCUAAUGAUAUCUGUGAUGUCCUCUACUUGGCUGACAUGUAUGGUUUAGAAGGACUAAAAGAAGUUGUGAUAUGUGARCUAAAGCUCAUGAAAUGUCAUUUGUUCCAUAAGCCAUGUCCAGAAUGCCUUGCAGGAGUGCUAGAGUGUCUUGAGUUGUCUGAAGUGUUUCACUUAGAAGAACUGCAGAAACAAUGCUUAAAGUGGACUGUACGAUACUUUGAUCGUGUUUACAAUACAAAGUCGUUUGGCUAUUUGAGUCCAAAGUUGCAAGAAAUCAUUCAGUCCGCUCUUCAGUCUUCGAUAAACAGAUUAAAUGUUAUCGACCUCUUGUGUCGCGGAGAUAAAGUGGCCUCCAGUCUCCCUCCUAUCAAUUGGUCCAAGCCAGUCCUGGAUCUGGUAUAUACGCACAUCAAUUCUUGUCUUUCCUUUAUUGCUGAAAACUUUCAUGUUGUGGUGUCGGAUCAAUCAUUUCGUAAUAUGUUGAAAGGCGUUGGGUGGAGUACGCCUCUGUUAGAAAAGAUCUUCACGGCUCUUUGGAAUUCAUUAAACGUUCAGAACUGUUGUGAAAGGUUUAAAGUUACCAUGAGACUACGAAAUGAGAUGGCAAGAAGUGAUUGUGAAGGAGACACAUCUGAGGAAGUGGACAAUCUAAUCGAGAAGCUUCAUACAAGAUGUCAAAACUUCAUCGUUUCUAAUUUGCACCGAGUGUCUCAUACUGACGGCUGGAAGCACCUGAGCCCAAGGACACAAACUGAAAUAAGAAAAUCUGAAGGUGGAAUGUUUGUUGAUGUUGGAUUACCAAGCCAGAGAAAUAGAACCUUCCCCGCGUCAUCCAAGAGUCUUUCAAAUUCACUACGCCCAAGUUCAACAAAACGUCCACUCAGCCAAGCAGGACCACCUAGUAGAAACCAAAAGACGCGAGCCAAAAGUGCUGGUAUACCUACCAGCGCUCAAGAACCCAAGUCGUGGAAACCUGCAGUAGUUAACCAUAAACGGCCGGGGUCCGCAGCGUCUUCAUCUACCUCACUAAGGCAAACCAGGUCCGCUGCAUCUACGUCAUUUAGUAAACCACCAACUGGCUCACGUAACAGUGUACCCCGAACAGGAUUGAGAGAAACUUCAACUGUAAACAAAAAGACAACGAAAGGGGGUGAAAGUAGCAAGAGCGGGAUUGCUUGUGCUGCCUCUUCAAAAACUGGGGAAAGUUGCUCAAAAUCAAUGUUGGUUGACAACAAUGUUGAUAAUGCGAUACAUAGUGGGAUGAAUACAAAAAGAAAAUCCAUGCCUGUUGGAGCUAGCAAUAUGUCCAGUACAUUUAACACGACAAGAAAGUCUAUGUCUGCCGGAGCUAGCAAUUUGUCCACAAGAGUUAACACAACAAGAAAAUCUUUGCCUGCUGGAGUUAGUAAUUUAUCGAGUUCAUUAAACACAACAAAAGCAUCUAUGUCUUCACGAGCUCGCACCUCGUCUUCUAAAGAAAAUACAACGAGAAGGUCUUUGCCUGCUGGAGUUAGUAAUUUAUCGAGUUCAUUGAACACAACAAGAGUAACUAUGUCUUCACGAGCUAGCACCUUGUCUACUAGUAGAGUAAGUACACCAAGGAAAACUAUGCCUGCUGGAGCUGGCAAUGCAUCCAGUUCAGUGAAUACAACAAAAAGAACCGUGUCUGCUGGAAAUAGAAAUACAUCCAGUAAAACAAACACAGCAACAAAAUCUGCAGCGAAGAAUGUGUCCGUUGCAAAUAGAACCAUUAAUAAUCAUGAUAGACAACCUGCGGCUGCAAAUGUUAAUUCUUGUUGGAAUCAAAGCAAUAAAAAAAGACMYUUAAUUGAUACGAAGAGAUCGCAAUUGUCAAAUGUAUCAAAGUCUUCAAGGKUUGGUAGAGAUGUACAUGGCUCUUCAAAGGUCCAUCAAUUGAAGCCAGGGGAAAAGGAAAGGAGAAUAACAAACGUCCCCAAAGCAAAGGUUKCAAGUUGUCAAAAUGAAACCAAAAAGAGGAACGAGAUGGAGACAAAAUCUGAAGUGGUGUCUUUGCAAGUCACUAAAACAGACCAAGUACCAUCAGCGGAGGCAACGCUUGGGCAUAACGGAGCAAACGUGACAUCAUCUAUUAACAGUUCAUUAGCAGGCGAAGGUAAAAUGUCUGAUAAAGUUGACAGUGAAGGCUUAAAGUCCGAGGAAAAUUCUCCUGAAGUUGCUGAUAACCUUUCUGAUACUCUUUCAAAUAUGGCUCUAUCGAAGUCGGACGUCAACAGUCCCAUAAAACCUCCCGGUGGUAUUCGACCAGUCGUUUACAAAGAUGAAGGCAACCUAGAAACAGGAGUUGCUGAUAACCUUUCUGAUACUCUUUCAAAUAUGGCUCUAUCGAAGUCGGACGUCAACAGUCCCAUAAAACCUCCCGGUGGUAUUCGACCAGUCGUUUACAAAGAUGAAGGCAACCUAGAAACAGGAGUUGCUGAUAACCUUUCUGAUACUGUUCCAAAUAUGGCUCUAUCGAAGUCGAGCGUUAACAGUCCCUUAGAACCUUCAGUUGGUCAGCAAGUCGAUUACAAGGAUGAUGGCACCUUAGACACAGAAAUGGCUGAGUUAUCGGCUGCUGAAUGGAAAGAACAUGACACUUCGUCGUCGUCCAAUACUGCUGUCGAAAUUGCUAACACUACCUGGACGAUAGAAUCGGGAGAUUGCACGGAUUUAGGUAACAACAUUCAAAAAGAAACCACGGAAAAUUGCAUAAGCCAAGAAUAUGUCAAUACUUCGCUAAAUACUGCUGAUGACGAUGCAAACAUUACUUGGACCGCAAAAGCCAAUCCAUCAGUGGAUUGUAAUCAUACAGGUAAAGAUGUAAUUGAGAAAAACGCAGGCGCGGUACAAAACAUUUCAUCAACUAUGGCUGCUCCCUCUAAACUUGGCGAUUUGAAUCGGACCAAUGGUGGUGGUGGUGAUGAUGGUACAACGGUGGCACAUCUUGAAAGUGAAGCUCCAACAGUAGAGCUAUCUACGCGUUCUAAUGACGCACGGCAGGACAAUAGUCAAGACUCUGUGUCAGGGAAUCAUUUGAGUACAAGUGAAUCCAGGAAUGACAAAAACGAAGCAACGAAAUCCUUUUGUGCUCUGGAGCAUGAACAGGAAGACACUGUGUCCAACUAAAAGCUAACGAUUUCCGGAAGACCAUCACUUAGCCUGGAUCAGAUGAGCUAGUCUUGGAAAUCAGGAACAGGUCAAUCACUUUUGCCUGAUGGCGAAUCUUAAGGCACGAUAAUUACUAAGGAAUCAGUAAAAACCCGAUAAAAUACUGAAGGUUACUGCAGAAAGUGAUUAAUUCGAAGAACGUUUUGACCACAAUGAACAAUGACAUCAAAGAAGAUCAARCCAUCGUCAGAAUAAAUUUUAUAAAUAAGUUCA